Messenger RNA from Aspergillus brunneoviolaceus CBS 621.78, 1094 nucleotides. RefSeq names its product SDR family NAD(P)-dependent oxidoreductase. The coding region runs from base 208 to 1047 and encodes 279 amino acids. NCBI's taxonomy places the organism in Eukaryota, Fungi, Ascomycota, Eurotiomycetes, Eurotiales, Aspergillaceae. The transcript is spliced from 3 exons. The record is from RefSeq and is a predicted model, not a curated record.
CUCCUCGGGAACAUUCGGAAGCACAGGUUGACAUGUCCGCCGGCUGGUGUGGCAAGACAUCCGACAAGCAAGCCCUACCAUGCGGGAUCCGCAGUCGUCACCCUGCUAGAAAAUGUCCACAUCCACACAUCCCUUAUGGUAUAGCUUGGUCACUCCUGACAGAGACAUUCCUUCAUCAAGCUGACCAUUCCACACCGACUAUCAAAAAUGGCCCCCCCGACUCGCCUUGCCCAGCUCAGCGACCAACUAAGCCAACAACCCCCAUCCAGAACCACAAUGACCACCACCCCGCAGACCCUCAAAGACAAAGUCGCCAUCAUCAGCGGCUCCUCCUCCGGGAUCGGCGCCGCCAUCGCCCGCGAGCUCUCCGCGCGGGGCGCCAGCGUGGUCAUCAACUACCCCUUCCCCAGCCUGAAACCUCAGGCCGACAGUGUGAUCGCCUCAUUGCCGUCGCCCGCCAUCGCCGUCGAAGCCGACAUGUCCACCGCCUCCGGUCCGGGCCAACUGGUCUCCGCCACCAUGGCCAAAUGGGGCCGGCUGGACAUCGUGGUGAACAGCGUCGCAGUGGCGGUCAACAAGCCGCUGGAGGAGCAGACCCUCGACGACUGGGACGCGCUGGUGAACCUCAACGGACGGGGGACCUUUCUCCUCACGCAGGCGAGCCUGGCGCAUCUGACGAGAGGCGAAGGGCGGAUCGUCAAUAUCUGCAGUCUCAGUGCGCGGGCGCCGCCGCCAAAUCAGACCAUCUAUGCCGGCACCAAGGGGAUGGUGGAUUCUUUUACGAGGUGUUGGGCAAAGGAGCUCCCCCCUAAGUAUGGCUGUACGGUCAACGCCGUCAGCCCCGGGCCGACGAGGACGGAGGGGUUCGCUGCGGCGGGCGAGGAGCAGAUGAAGAUUCUACAGCCGAUCAUCGACCAGACGCCUGUGGGGCCGAGGAUGGCGCAGCCGGAGGAGAUUGCCUGGGCGGUGGGGUUUCUGUGCGAGGAGCGGUCACGGUGGAUCAAUGGGGUGCAUUUGGUGGCUUCGGGGGGAUUGUUUGUGGAUUGAUUGGGGGUUGCAGAGUGCUUUCGAAGUUACUGGUGGGGCUAUUCAAG